GAGCUGUGUAGGUGCAGCAGACCACCGAAAGUCUUACACCAGCCAUGGAAUUCUAUGAGGACUAUGACUACAACCUCAGUGUUAUACCAGACUAUAACGACACACUGCCUGUGUUUCCUGACACUUUCACCCCUGAGAUUCAACUGAUCCAGAUCGUGGCUCUGGUCUUCUACGCCCUUGUGGUCCUGCUGGGUGUCCCUGGCAAUGCUCUGGUGGUGUGGGUGACGGGUUUCUGCAUGCAACGCUCUGUCACUUCCCUCUGGUUCCUCAAUCUAGCAUUGGCUGAUCUUCUGUGCUGCCUCUCAAUGCCUCUGCUCAUGGUCCCUCUGGCCCAUGAUGACCACUGGCACUUUGGCUCGCUGGCCUGCAAAUUAGUCAAAGGCCUCUUUUACCUGGUGAUGUACUGCAGUAUCCUGCAGCUGGUUUUGAUCAGUGUGGAUCGCUGGUUGCUGGUCAGCAGACCCGUAUGGUGUCAGAACAAGAGGCGACCAAAACAGGCUGCCAUGGGGUGUGUUGCUGUCUGGUGUUUGGCCCUGAUUGGCAGCAUCCCCCAGUUUGUCUUCGCCGAGGAGAUCGAAGCAGGACAAGAGAAACGAGAGUGUGUGACAGUGUACACGCCCGUAAUUGCCUGGAUCAUCACCUCCAACCGCUUCCUGGUGGGAUUCUUCGUCCCUUUCCUGGUGAUUGUAGUCUGUCACUUGGUGGUGUACAGAAAAGCAGAUAGUGGACUGACACGGGGUGGAGCCCGCUCCAAGCGCACACUUAAGGUCAUUAUUGCUGUGGUGCUGAGCUUCUUCCUCUGCUGGCUCCCACUGCAUAUUAUUGAUUUCCUCUUAUUGACGAUUCCUCGCAGUUCCCCUCACAGACCACAUGUUUACCUGGCACAUGUUUUAGCACUUUGCCUGGCAUAUUUCAACAGCUGCCUCAACCCACUGCUCUAUGUGUGUCUGGGCCGGGGCUUUAAAGACAGCAUGCGCCGCUCCCUGCGCAACAUUCUCAACUUCGUCAGCGAGGAUCCUACGACUAAGAUGAGCGUUGCUAAUUCUGACACCAAGAGCUCAAGCGUGGGGGUUACUAAAAUCUAAUGAUGUGUUGGCUAUGAUAUGCUGUAUAGCAGAGGUGUGACCAUGUUGUUGUUGCAGACCACAAGUAGGUCUUGACCUAUUUCACUCAAACAUCAAGUCAAUUAAGUUUCAAGUCCCAAACAAACAACAGAGUUGCAUUUGCUCUCUAUGUUAAUAUUAAUCUUUACUUUAUGUUUUUUGUGCAACUUCAAAUGUUGAGUUGAAAGUUGUGUCUCCAUGUGAAAUUUUGAACUUCAUGUUUUACAAACUGCAAUGCUUUCUUUUUGUUUUUUGUUAGUUCUUUGUGGUUCUCUUGCAUUUUAAUUGGAUGUGUAACACCCCUGAAAAAAUAUUAACGAUAAUCGGGAGAGAAAAAAAUUCUGUUCUUCACAAGAACUUUACUUUAUGAAGGUUUGCAAAACAAACAAACAAACAAACAGGCAAAAAUCCAAACAAAAACAGCAGUUUAACGAUUUACAAAGAAUGUAAAGGGCUACAGAAAAAUUCCUUUUAUCAAGAGUAGUUUACCCACCAGGAGGCUAUUUCCCUGGCACAUAAUUUCUGCUUUCUUAUAUAUUACUAAAUAAAAUAUCUCACUCUAAGUUCACUGUCACAUAAGUCACUUAAUCACAUUAAAACAUAAUAUAAUAAUAUCUGAUUUAGUGCAAAGUCCCCUGAUGGUGUGCUUCAGCCUCUUGUGGUCAAAAUGAGUAUUACCAAAAAAAAAAAACAAUUUGUUGAGCCUUAUUUUCUCGCAAAAUUUUAUUUUA
This is a messenger RNA of Plectropomus leopardus (leopard coralgrouper), 1834 nucleotides long. RefSeq names its product complement C5a receptor 1 (gene c5ar1). NCBI's taxonomy places the organism in Eukaryota, Metazoa, Chordata, Actinopteri, Perciformes, Serranidae. Gene Ontology annotation, cellular component: plasma membrane. The record is from RefSeq and is a predicted model, not a curated record. Gene Ontology annotation, biological process: complement receptor mediated signaling pathway; positive regulation of cytosolic calcium ion concentration; chemotaxis. Gene Ontology annotation, molecular function: complement component C5a receptor activity; G protein-coupled receptor activity.